CCCUCCACACCACACCCAUGGCCUGCUACGACUCCUGCCGUCCCUGCGGACCCACCCCACUGGCCAACAGCUGCAACGAGCCCUGUGCCCUGCAAUGCCAGAACUCCAGCGUCAUCAUCAACCCUUCCCCUGUGCUGGUCACCAUGCCAGGACCCAUCAUGACCUCCUUCCCCCAGAACACCGUCGUCGGAUCCACCUCCUCGGCUGCUGUUGGUAGCGAACUCAAUGCCCAGGGACAGCCCAUCUCUGGUGGCUUUGGCUUUGGCCUUGGCUAUGGGCUGGGAGGCCUGGGCUGCUAUGGCAGAAGGGGUGGCUACAUCUGCUAAGGGACCUCAGCACCACCCCUGACA
Messenger RNA from Cyanistes caeruleus (blue tit), 350 nucleotides. Lineage: Eukaryota; Metazoa; Chordata; Aves; Passeriformes; Paridae. The record is from RefSeq and is a predicted model, not a curated record.